Messenger RNA from Haliotis rubra (blacklip abalone), 2724 nucleotides. RefSeq lists its product as uncharacterized. The transcript has 13 exons. Gene Ontology annotation, molecular function: nucleic acid binding; zinc ion binding. Bases 211 to 1662 code for a protein of 483 amino acids. The record is from RefSeq and is a predicted model, not a curated record. NCBI's taxonomy places the organism in Eukaryota, Metazoa, Mollusca, Gastropoda, Lepetellida, Haliotidae.
UGUGCACAGUGCGAGAGAUGAGUGUCAAUGUAUGCAGUCUGAGUAUACUUUGUAAUAUUUUUGUUUCUGUGAUAUAAUAUUCUGGUUAGAAAGUGCACGUAUUUGGAUAGGGAUACUGAGAGCGCAUCAUCUAAAUCUAGAUUGCCGACAAGGCUGCAUCGCACAGGCCUUGUCGUUGCUCCUAUAGACAUCGAUGUCGAGAAAUGCUGCAUGGAGUCCUCUGUCUAUCAGAUGAGGCGCAACUUCUAUCGAGAUGAUCAGUUUGAAAAACGUCAGUACGGCGACUCUCAGUAUGAUGAUAGUCAGUAUGGAAGACCUCAGUACAGGGACACACAGUAUGAUGAUAGUCAGGAUGGAAGUCCUCAAUACAGGGACAUACAGUAUGAUGAUCAUCAGUAUGACGGUCAAUAUGAAAAUCAUCAGCACAAGGACACACAGUAUGAUGCUCGGUAUGAAGAUGGCCCUUCAUCAAAUCGACAGGCUACGUUUGUGGAGCUCCUCAGGAAACAGAGUGAUGUCAUUGAUAAACUUACCGAUCGUGUAAGCAACGUAGGAAUGGGACAGUCUGGUGGCUAUGACUACGAGUAUGAGGAGGUAUACGAGGAACCCUACAGCUAUGAGUAUGAGACCUAUGACAACUCUGUCUUUGAAGAUCCUUACUACAGUGAAGGGAUGGGCCCAGGACCUAUGAGAGUCGUCGGAAGGGGCAUAGGGCCACGUAGCAUGGCCAGAGGACCUCGGGCAGUGAUGAAUUACAGAGGAAGACCCAGAGGAGGUCCUAGAGUAGGACCACUUGGGGCACAUAGGGGGAGCAGGGGAAUGGGUCACUAUGGCAACGGAAUGGGAGGACGACCGAUGGGACCAAGGGGAGAUGACUACCCCUACAGAAAAGAUGGUCAUGGAGGAAGGGCCGACCUCAAACAGUGUAACCUCUAUCUGGAGGCCAUGAAGAAGAAUAUGCCCACCAACCCGGACACCCUGUCUCUCUACUGCCCUGCCUGCAGCUACCUGGCCAGGAACAACAUGGACUUCCUGAACCAUCACAAGUCCCGCACACACUCCAACCAGAUGGCCCGCGUCGAGGAGAUGCCGCCAUACAUCGCCAAGCAGGUCAAGGACACUAUUGCCAAGAUCUUUCAACAGCACAAAGACCAAAAGUCUCUAAUGUUCUGCUCAAUCUGCGACCUUGAUCUACACAUUCCUUACUCAGACCAUAAGAAUUUGGAACUUCAUAAGAUUCGCUGUAACACAAUCAAGCUUGGGUGUUUAAUAUGCAAGACCAAGCCCUUUAACAGUUUCUCCGAGUACAAGGCUCACUGUAAGAUUGACACCCACAUAGAGAAAGCUGAGGUGGAGAGAAGGAAGAGUGAUGAUCUGAUAGAGAGAUGCACUCAGCUGAAGGACUUUCCUCCUCACAAAGAUGGUGUUGCAUAUGCCCAGAGCAGUGUAGUCCAUGUUGAAGGCAUGUUCUGUACCCUGUGUAAGAGGUUCUUCGAGACCCAGGAGGAAGCUGAUGUCCACGCCACCCACAAGUCACACUACAACCAUGUCAGAGACUUGUUCUUCAACAAGAACAACCCAGAGGAAGUUGACAUGGGUCAGUACCCAGAACCGAAGACCAGCAGCAUGAUAGCCAGCGGUAUCAAGUUGGAGGACAUGUAGAGGACAUCUGAUUCUAGGGCUCUAUGUCAUCUUCUGGAGGACUCGGAGAAGGUGUUCAGGUCCUUGGGGAAGGAUUUGUGGACACUUGAGGUUGUCUUGGGUUCACGUCUGCACAACAUGUAGAAGACACUCAGGUUCAAGGAGAGGAUUUGUGGACACUUGAGUUUGUCUUGGGUUCACUUUUGGACGACAUAUAGAGGACAGUCAGGUUCUAGGGGAGGAUUUGUGGACACUUGAGGUUGUCUUGGGUUCACCUCUUAAUGACAUGUAGAGGACACUCAGGUUCAAUGAGAGGACUAAAGGAAGUUUGAGGGAUCCAUUACUGGACAACAUUUAAGGACUUUCAGUUUCUCGGGGAGGACAAGUGGAAACUGGAAACUGUCUUAUGUCAAGCCUUGGAGACCUGACUACCACCAGGCUGGUUCUUGCACUGGACAGCAACUGCUACUAGUCAAAACCGUCUUCUCAAGCACCAUUCUUAAGCAGUUCUAUGUUUACAAAAACAUCCUCAAAUCAAAAGAAACUGAUACAUACUCUGAAUACAUUCAUUCAUCAAGUACAUGUGUAUAUUGAAAAUGUUUGGGGGUUUUCAAUAUACAUGUUGUCUUUGAUUUGUGUUGAUUGAUUUGUUUCAUUUUUUAUGCUUCACCGUUUUGUUCAUUUUUCACUUUACCUUCAUUCCGACACAUCAUCAUUCCCUGUUAAUGCAGCAACCAAAGAUACAUUUACACCACACAGUCAUGCUAUGGUACACAAAUACUUGAUAGCUGAUAAGUUCCUGUCAUCAAAUUAAUUGUUGCCUAAUUGAAGUACAUUGGAGUCAUUCUGUUUUGAGACAAACAAAUAAGUAUGAGUAAGACAGCGAGCCUGACCACCUGAUCCCGUUAGUCGCCUCUUGGAUGGGUUACUGAAGAUCAAUUCUAACCCGGCUCUUCACUGGUCAAGUAUUGCUAAAACCCACUCCCUCAUUUUCAUGUAAUGUUCCUUUUCCAUCAUGUAUAUACCGACCUGUGAAGGUCCGGGUUUGAAUUGAUCUUCAGUAACCCAUGAUUGUCGUAAGAG